This is a messenger RNA of Arabidopsis lyrata subsp. lyrata, 2274 nucleotides long. Its product is annotated as ATP-dependent DNA helicase 2 subunit KU70. Gene Ontology annotation, biological process: cellular response to X-ray; double-strand break repair via nonhomologous end joining; telomere maintenance. The transcript is spliced from 18 exons. Gene Ontology annotation, cellular component: nucleus; Ku70:Ku80 complex. NCBI's taxonomy places the organism in Eukaryota, Viridiplantae, Streptophyta, Magnoliopsida, Brassicales, Brassicaceae. Bases 87 to 1952 code for a protein of 621 amino acids. The record is from RefSeq and is a predicted model, not a curated record. Gene Ontology annotation, molecular function: double-stranded DNA binding; damaged DNA binding; DNA helicase activity.
UUCUUGCUAAAACCUUUGUGACAAAAAUUGAGGUUUUCCGGAGGAACAGUCAUUGACUCGAUAUCUGUAUUCGUUCUUGUCAGGAGAUGGAAUUGGACCCAGAUGAUGUUUUCAGGGAUGAAGACGAAGACCCAGAAAGCGAAUUCUUUCAGGAAAAAGAGGCUUCCAAAGAAUUUCUAGUCUAUCUAAUUGAUGCUUCUCCCAAAAUGUUCAGCUCUACUUGCCCUUCUGAGGAAGAGGACAAACAAGAAAGUCAUUUUCAUAUUGCUGUUAGUUGCAUUGCUCUGUCACUCAAGUCUCAUAUUAUCAAUCGGUCAAAUGAUGAAAUAGCAAUAUGUUUCUUUAACACUCGUGAAAAGAAGAAUCUUCAGGAUCUCAAUGGUGUCUAUGUCUUUAAUGUUCCAGAGAGAGAUUGUAUUGACCGUCCAACAGCGAGGCUGAUUAAAGAAUUCGAUCUCAUAGAAGAAUCAUUUGAUAAGGAUAUUGGUAGUCAAACUGGUAUUGUCUCAGAUUCUCGGGAGAAUUCCCUUUAUAGUGCUCUCUGGGUUGCACAAGCACUACUGCGCAAAGGAUCUUCAAAGACAGCAGAUAAGCGCAUGUUUCUAUUCACUAAUGAAGAUGAUCCUUUUGGGAAUAUGAGGAUCUCUGUAAAAGAGGAUAUGACGAGGACGACAUUGCAGAGAGCUAAGGAUGUCCAAGACCUUGGCAUUUCAAUUGAGCUUCUUCCCCUCAGUCAACCUGAUAAGCAAUUCAAUAUAACUCUCUUCUACAAGGAUUUAAUUGGAUUAAACAGUGAUGAACUUACGGAGUUCAUGCCAUCAGUUGGACAGAAGUUAGAGGACAUGAAGGACCAGCUGAAGAAGCGUGUACUUGCCAAGAGAAUAGCAAAAAGAAUUACGUUUGUGAUCUGUGAUGGUUUGUCUAUUGAACUGAAUGGUUAUGCGUUACUCCGUCCGGCUAUUCCUGGCAGCAUAACCUGGCUUGACUCUACAACUAAUCUUCCUGUGAAGGUGGAAAGAUCAUAUAUCUGUACGGACACUGGAGCGAUAAUGCAAGAUCCUAUACAACGGAUUCAGCCUUACAAAAAUCAGAAUAUCAUGUUUACCGUGGAAGAGCUAUCCCAAGUAAAAAAAAUCUCAACUGGACACUUAAGACUGCUGGGGUUCAAGCCACUUAGUUGCCUCAAAGAUUAUUACAAUUUGAAGCCUUCUACAUUUCUCUAUCCAAGUGAUAAGGAAGUUAUAGGGAGCACUCGUGCAUUCAUUGCCUUGCAUAGAUCCAUGAUACAGCUUGAACGUUUUGCUGUUGCAUUUUAUGGCGGCACUACACCUCCGAGAUUGGUUGCACUUGUUGCUCAGGAUGAAAUCGAGAGUGAUGGUGGUCAAGUGGAGCCACCAGGGAUGAACAUGAUAUAUCUUCCCUAUGCUAAUGAUAUUAGAGAUAUCGACGAGUUGCAUUCAAAACCUGGUGUAGCUGCUCCUCGCGCAUCAGAGGAUCAGCUUAAAAAAGCAUCAGCUCUAAUGCGACGUCUGGAGUUAAAAGACUUUUCCGUAUGCCAAUUUGCUAAUCCAGCUUUGCAGAGACACUAUGCUAUCUUACAAGCCAUUGCACUCGAUGAAAACGAGGUUAGUGAAACCAGAGAUGAAACGCUUCCUGACGAGGAAGGAAUGAACAGACCUGCAGUUGUAAAAGCAAUAGAAAAUUUUAAGCAGUCGAUUUACGGCGAUGACCCCGAUGAAGAAAGUGACUCAGGGGCAAAGGAGAAAUCAAGAAAGCGAAAAGCUGGUAAUGCAGAUGAUGGAAAAUAUGACUAUAUAGAGCUUGCAAAAACCGGAAAGCUGAAGGACUUGACUGUGGUCGAACUGAAGACAUAUCUGACUGCCAACAAUCUUCCCCUCGGCGGGAAGAAAGAAGUUCUGAUCAAUCGGAUUCUGACUCACAUUGGUAAAUAACAUUAUUAACCGUGACUUAUAACUCCUGCUAGAGAAGCUACGUUUUAGUUUCCGGUAUCGAAAAGCUUGUCGGUUUUUGAUGGGAACUGGACCCAGUUAUCUUCCGGUUCAUUGUUCAGCGUUUUGCUUCACCUACAAAGCUUUUGGAUUUAAGUGUAAUGGUGUCUCUUUUGGGUAACCACUAAUUUGUUAUCUUUGUUCUAACUUUAUGGUGGAGUUUAUAUUUUACGAAAUCCAUAACAGUCUUUAUAUUUUCUAUAUUAUGCUAUGAAUCUUGAACAACAAGAUAAAGUUAGAGAUACAAUAUUUUGGUAUGAGCGUA